AUGGCCAAGCUCACCGCCGCCGAGCGCGCCGCUCACGAGGAGGGGAACCUUCACAUGCUGCGCGCUACCAUCGAGCGCACUCUCUGGCAUCUUGAUCCGCACAGUGAAUUGGCCGCUCAUCUGCGAGAGACCACCAAAGAAAUCAGACGACAUACCCUAGCGGGCUUACUCCCAAAACCAAAACCAAAAUCACAGCAGAAAUCAUUACCUUACUCAAAACAAGAUGAGCCAGAAUUACCUCGUCUUUCUGCACCGCGGCAGCAAUCGCCAGCUCGUGAACCGCAAAAAGUCCUCACGAAUGAGGGCAGCAGAUAUCAGCUCCGCGAUAGGCAGGAUCACGUGCCGAUAAUCGAACUUAGCUCUGACGUAUCCUCGGAACUGUCAGACGAGCCCAUUUACGAUUUCGACCAUGCGCCCGACCAAGGCGAGAGCGCAUCGGCCAGCGACAUGAGCACCUUGGCAAAAGAACACCAGAAGCCAAGUCGAGAAUUACCAGUAGAAGAGACACCGGCCGAGGAGGAGACGCUGACUCAAGAAAUGCCGACGCAUGAGUCCAGAAAGCGACCUGCAGAGGAUGACGGCGAAGACGACGCGUCACCAGUCUCAAAACGCGUCAAGGGCUGGUUGACGCAUAUCACGGGCGGAUACAUUGCGUCGGCCCUCGGAGCUCGGUCUUGGCUGUCAGCACCGUCUGCUUACAUCUUCAUCUCCGGCCUCAACAACACUCGAGUCUCGAGGCAUCCAAAACUCGGCGCUCGACAGCUUAGUCCAAUAAGCGCAGGCCGAAUCCUGACUGCCAUGUCUAGUCCACUUGUUACUCGGCGUAACGGCAAGAAGCAAGCAUGCGAGCCUUGUCGGCGCAGAAAAGUGGCAUGCGACCACGGCUAUCCUGCAGCGACUCCCUCUCGAGCAAGGCGUUCUCAGCGACGAGUGUCCGAAGCAUCAGCCUUGAGCUCCGAGGUCGCGGCACCCGCAGCCCGACACAGGAAUUUUGGGCCCGAUGAUGGGUUAUGGAGUUCACCUGCUGCGAGGCCGCCACAAGGCUUCUUCGGGCCUACAAGCUUCCCGGCUGCGUACCAAGAGACUGAGGCUAGUUUGGCUGCGCAGGGACCCUCAGUGGCAGUCGUCGACGCCCCUUCUUCACCAACUAUUCCAGCUCCACCAUCGGUGGCCGAGAUACAGAGUAUUGUGGAUAUGGACCAAGGAGCAAGUCAACUUGCUGUCAGAGUACUCCAAGCCCUCCCCGAGAAACUAUCCAUGCAAAGAUCGAUGCCUAAAGCUAGCCUUGAUGAAGACUGGUUGGCUGGUAUUGGUGAUAGACUCCUAUCCAGUACCUGGGACACAUUCGGGUCUUGCCUCAGUGAUAGAGCAAACACAGCAAAGUUGCGCGAGAUGGGGAGUAGAAUAUGUAUAAACACACGGAAAACGCUCAAGGAGGACCAGGAUGACCCGACUACAUGGAUUCAAAGCUUCUCGGGAGAGAAUCUACGCUGGGAGACUGUUGGUGUCAUCUUCCUAUAUACAGCUCUAAGCGAGCUAUCAGCCACAUCGAAUGAAGAUUCGAAGAGGAUAAUUCGCCAGUGCACUGAGUACUGUGCUUCAUGCAUAACUCUGGCUAACAUGGGCGGGAGUUCUGGGACGCUUAUGCUGUUUCUGGUAUACAAGCGAUCCGUUCUUCAUUCAUGGAUGCAUGGCGAAACCAGUCUGCCAUACUGGAAGUUUCAUGCAGAGGCAGUUGCGAUGUUAACAUUCUCCGGACUCCACGAUACUCGGACCAAGUCAUCGACGCAUAUGUCAUCAGUACCGACCGAGAUCCGUAGGCGUAUAGGAUGUCAAGUCUUCGUGGUCGAUAAAUUCCUGGCCACCUUUGUUGGACGACCGCCUCUUCUUACGAGGAGAUUCUGCUCUAUAACGUUGCCACUUGACCUAGGAGAGUCAGCCUUGUUAUCAGAUAGAGAAACGUUCCAGAGGAGAUCUCAACUCCUUGAUCAGGACGGAUGGAAUGUAGAUGGUUGUAUCUACUCGGGCUCGCUUCUGCGUGUUCGCAUGAUGAUUGCGCUGGCAAGGGACGAGAUUCUUGAAGUGAUACUCGCUCAGGAUGGUGCUUACGGAAUUAUGGAAUUCAUGCAACUCAAAACUAAGCAACUUGAUCUUUAUGGGCAUCUUCCUCAGCACCUGAUCUGGAAUCCUACAGCAGAGGAGAUAAGCGAGAUAGACCUUGAAAUCGGUUAUCCAAAGCUAUUGAUAAGACUAGACCAUUUACUCAACAUGUUUCUCAUCCAGCGACUGUUUGUUAAAUACGGCCAUCCAAGAAACGAGCUUCUGCGCACCAGUUUCGAGAUGGUGGUUCUGACUCUGAAUUUCUGGGCUCAGAAGCACAUCUGGGCUGCUUUGCAGGGCAAAUGCCGAUGGAUAAUCAUGGGAUACGCAACCCUCGCUGGAGCUGUCUUGUGCAUGGAACUCAUAGACCCCGUCCCAGUUACAAUAUCAACUGAAGAAAGCAUCAUCGCUGGAGAGACAUAUUCUCGAUCAUCUAUUAUUCAACAACUCAGCCUGUUGUUGGGAUAUCUCAAGACUUCAUGUCCAUCACAAACACACUGUUCAGUUGCUCAUAAUGUGCGGGGUGUUAUCAAGAAGGUCCUUGAUCAUAUUCUGAAUAACUCAAGCGUUACUCAACCUGUAGCUGAGUUUGAGGGAAUGGACUUUGCGGGUAGUUGGGAUCAUUUUUCGUAUUUUAGUGCGUUGGAUAAUUUUGACUGGCUUAUGGAGGAGCGUGGGAUCGAGGAGGAGUCUGGCAUGCUCAUACCAUCUCAUACUUUCAACCUCUUUGAAAACAUGUCUCUACCCAAGACCUACAAAGCUGCAUCUUUUGAGGCGAGUGGCUCGAAGCUGGCCCUCAAGGAAGUCAAACUUGAACAACCUGGCCCAGGCUACAUCUUGGUCAAAGUCCUAGCCUGCGGCGUCUGCCACUCUGAUUCAUGGAUGCAGCAAGGUCGCUUUGGAGAUUUAUUUCCUCGCGUUCCUGGCCAUGAAGCCGUUGGGGAUGUUGUCGCUGUUGGAGAUGGAGUCAGCAGCUUCCAGAUUGGUGAACGUGUUGGUGGUGCCUGGCAUGGCGGCCACGAUGGAACAUGCCGCUCCUGUCAAACUGGAUCAUUCCAAUUGUGUGAUAACGGUGCUAUCAACGGCGUGACCAUGGAUGGUGGUUACGCUGAGUACGUCUUGCUUCACGCCGAAGCUGCCGUCCGAAUCCCCUCCGAUGCAGACCCCGCCGAAGUAGCUCCUCUCCUCUGCGCUGGAGUCACCGUCUUCAACGUCAUUCGUAGGAUCGGCGUCCUCCAAGGUGGUCUCAUCGCAGUCCAAGGCCUGGGAGGACUAGGUCAUCUGGCACUUCAGUAUGCCUCCAAGAUGGGAUACACCGUCGUUGCCAUGAGCGCCGGAAGCGAGAAAAAGGACUUUGCGAUGAAGUUAGGUGCUCAUCAUUACAUCGACUCCAGCAAAGAAGAUCCUAGUGAAGCUUUGCAGAAACUUGGAGGGGCUAACAUGAUCUUGUCAACGGCCCCAAAUGCAGAGGCAGUUAGUCCUCUCACAGGAGGUCUUGCGGCUCUCGGUAAGCUGGUCGUUCUCUCACCUCUUGGGCCUAUGGAGUUCAAUACGGUUCACAUGAUCAUGAAGAAUAUUAGCGUACACGGAUGGAACACGGGACAUCAGCAGGAUUCGGAGGAUGCUAUCGCGUUUGCGCAUACGCAUCGUAUCAAGUGUAUCGUUGAGAGGUUUGACUUUGCGACUCAGUACCGAGAGGCUUUUGAGAAGAUGGAGAGUGGAAAGAAAAGGGAGGAUCGCGAUGGUGCCAUCCAAAGCUGCGAGGCUCAGCUCCCCGCCGUAACCGAUGAAAGCAUCGUGCCAGAACAUGCCGACAUUUCUUCCCUUCUCGAGCAAUUGAAGACGGGAAAGAUAACAGCCGAGAAGCUGGUCUCUGUUACGAUUCGCAGAGCCAUCGCUUCACACAAAGAGACAAACUGCCUCAGCGAACCUCUUUUCGAAAGUGCACUAGAACGCGCAAAAUCUCUUGAUGAGUACUUCCAGAAACAUAAGCAGCUCAUUGGUCCUCUCCAUGGUAUUCCAGUGUCAGUAAAAGAUCAAUUCAACAUCGCUGGCCUCGACACCACGUUAGGCUAUGUCGGUCGCUCCUUCAAGCCCGCUCGCGACAAUGCAGUCAUGGUAACCAUUUUGGAAAAGCUAGGUGCAGUCAUCAUAACAAAAACCGUUAUCCCUCAGAGCAUCAUGUAUGGCGAGACUGAAAGUCCUCUCUGGGGAUUGACUACGUAUCCUGGAAGACCUGAGCUUUCACCGGGUGGUUCGUCUGGUGGAGAGGCUACGCUGAUGCGAAUGUCUGGAUCACUAGGGGGUUGGGCAACUGAUAUUGGAGGCUCGAUUCGUGUUCCGAGCCAUCUCUGCGGGCUGUUUGGACUGAAGCCUUCGUCUGGUCGGUUCUCAUACUCCGGUGCAGCAAAUUCUCAUGAGGGGCAGUCUCAUGUCCCUUCAUCAAUUGGUCCGAUGAGCCCAACGCUCUCUAACCUCAUCGCUUUGACCAAGGAAUGUCUGCUUGCAGAACCAUGGAAGCUCGACCCAAAUGUCGUCCCAAUUCCAUGGCGACAGGCCGAUUUUGAGGAUGUGCAGAAGCGUAAACUCACCAUCGGUAUCAUUCUUGACGACGGGGUCGUGCGACCUCAUCCAGAAAUUCAAGAAGCGGUCCGCCGUGCAGUGGCAAUCUUCGAAAAGGCAGGGCAUAAAGUCAUUCCGUGGAGUACAGCAGACCACUCGAGCUGCAUCGAGAUCCAGGAUCAGUUCUACCGUGCAGACGGUGGAGAGGAUAUCAAGACUGAAGUCGCUGUUGCAGGCGAGCCGAUGAUUGCCCACGUCGAAGCACUCGUCAACUCGUCCAAGCCUAUAUCAGUGUAUGAAUACUGGCAACUCAACCGCCGAAAGACGGCAGCGCAAGAGGCUUACAAUAAGAAAUGGACUACGACUGCUGGUCUAGAAGAUGGAGAAUGUGUCGACGUUAUAAUCGGUCCUGUGUCGCCUCAUACAGCUGUUCCGCAUAGGUCAAGCAGAUGGACUGGCUACGCCAAGAUAUGGAACUUUCUCGACUACACAGCUAUGUCGUUCCCUCUUGCAAAAUUUGGAAGCUCUGAGGAUGCAACAUCUUCUGAUAUAUACGUCGCUGUGGCUGAAGAAGCGCGCCGUAGUUAUCUACAUGAUUAUGCGCCGCGCAAUGCCAUUGAUGAGUGGAUACGCGGCCUCUAUGAUCCUGAAGCGAUGAAAGGACUUGACAUUGGAGUGCAGAUCAUUGGAAGGAGAUAUGAAGAGGAAAAGGUCUUGGGCGUAGCAUCAUUGUUAAAAAAGCUCAUCCGAGCUCCAUAG
Messenger RNA from Fusarium tjaetaba, 5421 nucleotides. RefSeq lists its product as uncharacterized. The record is from RefSeq and is a predicted model, not a curated record. Lineage: Eukaryota; Fungi; Ascomycota; Sordariomycetes; Hypocreales; Nectriaceae. Gene Ontology annotation, molecular function: DNA-binding transcription factor activity, RNA polymerase II-specific; DNA binding; oxidoreductase activity. Gene Ontology annotation, biological process: regulation of DNA-templated transcription; DNA-templated transcription. Bases 1 to 5421 code for a protein of 1806 amino acids. The transcript has 11 exons.